Molecule: messenger RNA, 4186 nt
Organism: Seriola aureovittata
Lineage: Eukaryota; Metazoa; Chordata; Actinopteri; Carangiformes; Carangidae
Gene: gch1
Product: GTP cyclohydrolase 1
Exons: 6
Coding region: 796-1584 (262 amino acids)
Biological process (GO): tetrahydrobiopterin biosynthetic process; tetrahydrofolate biosynthetic process
Cellular component (GO): cytoplasm
Molecular function (GO): GTP binding; GTP cyclohydrolase I activity; zinc ion binding
Source: RefSeq, a predicted model, not a curated record
ACCAGUAAAAGUCUUGAAUUCAACCUUUUUAUUGAGUGAGAAAAGCACUGCCAGUCAAAUGUACAUAAGAUAUCAAAAGUUAAUGCACUCAUGCAGAUGGAAAAGCCUCAUUUAUUUUCUAGUUAUUAGAGUUAAAUUGGCUCUUUUUUAAAAUAAUGCUGGCAGUAUUUAUUUAUUUAUUUAUAUGGAUCCACAUUAGCCAGGACCAAGGGAGCGACUACUCUUUCUGGGAAAUGAAAUGCAAAACAAUGUAAAUUAAAAUCGAGACAAAAAAAAGGAAACAAGAAAAUAAAAAUACAAACAACAGCAAAACUAAUAGUGAUAAUAACAACAGUGAAAGGUCCACACUUUAUCUAAAGUAAAAGUAAAACAUUUGAUUCAGCUCUAAAAAACAAUAACUAUAUGAAACGAGUUCCUCAUUGAUGAUGAUAUUCAGAUAUUAUGUUGCUCAACACGCGCUGUGGAGCAGGGAGGUUGUUAUUCUCUCAUAAAGUUUUGUGAUCUUCAUUUUACAGUUUUUAUUCUCACAGUUUCCUGUUGAUUGAGAGAGAGCGUAUCUGCUAACAGGAUACUGACUGGUUGGGAUUCCCUGCAGAUCUUCAUCUUCAUCUUCACGGUCCAUGUGUGAGUCAAAGGGGAGGUGAGCCCUCCCUCUGGAGCCGGACAGCCAAUAGGAGCUCUCCCUGGAUUAUCCCGCUCUUAUAAAGCCCGAGGAUGCUGAGGCUGCGAGAGGAGCAACAAGAAGCGCCUGAAGAGACCCUGAUCCAACAAGUGCUCAGCUGAGAAGAAGAAGUGAUGGAUCACUCCAAACAGACUCCGUACGGCUCAGGUGAGAAGAAAGACACCGGGGACAGCGACUCCGUGCUCAACGGACACUUUGACGGGAUGGUGAAGCGGCCAGCCGGCGGCACCGGGCGCACCGGCGCUCCCCAGGCUCCGGGCGCGGAGUCCGGCUCGCACCGACCGGCCAACCCGGUGAUGGAGAGCUGGAAGGACGAGCGCACCAGGAGCGUGGAGGACAACGAGAUGAGCCUGCCGGCCCUGGCCGCUGCCUACACCACCAUCCUGCGGGGGCUCGGGGAAGACCCGCAGAGGCAGGGGCUCCUCAAAACCCCCUGGAGGGCCGCCACCGCCAUGCAGUUCUUCACCAAGGGCUACCAGGAGAAAAUUAUAGACGUGCUGAACGACGCCAUCUUCGACGAAGACCACGACGAGAUGGUGAUCGUCAAAGACAUCGACAUGUUCUCCAUGUGUGAACAUCACCUGGUGCCCAUCUUCGGCAGGGUUCACAUCGGUUACCUCCCCAACAAGAGAGUUCUGGGCCUCAGUAAACUGGCCAGGAUUGUUGAGAUCUACAGCCGUCGACUACAAGUUCAGGAGAGGUUGACCAAACAGAUCGCCGUGGCGAUCACUGAGGCCCUGCAGCCCACCGGGGUCGGCGUCGUCAUCGAGGCGACUCACAUGUGCAUGGUGAUGCGCGGCGUUCAGAAGAUGAACAGUAAAACCGUCACCAGCACCAUGUUGGGAGUUUUUAGAGAAGAUCCAAAAACCCGCGACGAGUUUCUGACACUGAUCAGGAGCUGAGGAGGAUGAAGCUCCUCCUCCUCUUCCUCUUCCUCCUCCUCCUCCUGUUGCCUGGGGUGACCUCCACCGUUGUGCUAAAUGUGUGUGUGUGUGUGUGUGUGUGUGUGUGUGUGUGUGUGUGAGAGAAUGUUUCCAUCUCAGCAGAGGCAUUGACAGAGUGUUACUGUGUUUUCAGUCAUUUCAAUGGUCGGAUCAAGUGAAGCGUCACCUUCCUGUCAGGGCGGGGUUUGUCAGAGGUCGCUGACUUGACAUCUUGUUUACUCUCAGACAGACUUUACCCCCUUUUGUCCACGUGUUUUGUGUGUGCGCUCGUUAGUCAAAUAUCAGUUACUGGCCUCGAAGUACAGAAGAAGAGUUUACAGAAAAGAAUCACGGUCGCUGGGAGUCAGUCAGAGCUGAGAGAAAGUCUGUCUGUGCAGAUGUGUGCAAACGUUUUUCCACACCAAUUCACAACAGAAGUUAUCUCAAGGCACAUUUUAACACACAGCAUUUUAAUUUUUCUAAUUAAAAAAAAAGGAAAAUCUAAGACUAAUUUCAAUGGAAAGUAGCUCAAGCCUGCUGGAAAAAUCUCACUAGAUGACAUAAUACCCUAAUUAGCAUAGUUGUGACGUCACUGUGUCAUAUUUGCAUUAGUCUCAGACAGUUUCAGCCCUUUACCUGUUCUCUUCCCCGCUCCUCUCUGUGCUCACAUAUACAGAUAUAUAUAUAACGCAGCUGAAUUCCCAAUAAAGCCGUUGUCAUUCACGUGUUUCUCUGUUUCUGUUGUCAGACGACGAAACAAGUGUGAAACAGUGACUAAAACACGACCCAUUAAAAGUCACUUUCAAGCCAUUUCGCAGGGGAACAGUGGCGACUGUGUAAUGAAGUUUACUGGAUGCUGACUGUCAUGGUUUCUGCAUUUAAAAUGAAAGGCCGGGAUAAUUUACAUGUAAUAGUUGUUAAAACACAGUGAGGAGAGAUAAAAGGUUCAAUUAAAGAUUCAUCAGGAUCGGAGCUUGAAUGAAUUUUGCCAGAUCUAAAAUGGAGCCCAACCCUUAUUAUUACUGAAGGACCCGUCCUCUGUGUUUGGUCUGAGUUGGUCCUGUGACUCGCUUCAUAUUUUUAGUUGAGAACAAUUUUUUUUAUAUCAAUAUGUUUUUUUUUUUUUUUUUUUAAAUCUGCCUUUAACAAACACCAUUUCCCAUAAACCCUAGAUGUUCGUCAUGGCUCGACAGAAGAGAACAUUGGUGAGAUCAAGCGACGCUGCACUUUCAGUUCUUUCAUGGGAACUGUAGUUUUUUCUGCGCUAACAAAGUAAAUCAUGAAGGUUCAAUUUCUUAUAGCAGCUGCUGUAGUGGACUGAGACUUAUCUCAGAAUAUUGAAAAUAGACUCGAGGAACACGUUAACUUUUUCACUGAGUUUCAGAAGCUGGUCGAACAUUUUCAGAUCUCAGCUUCUGAAAUAUGAGGAUUUACUGUUUUGUAUUAUUUUAGAUGAAACAUCUUCAGGUUGCAGACUGUUUGACGACAUCACUUCGGGCUCUGGGAAACUGUGAUGAGCCUUAUUCACUUAUUUCUGACAUUUUCCAGACUAAACAACAAAUUGAUUCAUUGAGAAAAAUAAUUGAUUGAAUUAACUAUAACUGAUGGACAUUAACUGUUAUUUGCAGCCCAGGAACUUUUAGGUUUUCCUCUACAACAAAUCCCUUUGUUUAAAACCUGCUCACACGUCUGAUCAUGUUUUUUUGUGAUUGACACUUUAACACUCUGUCACAGCUCAAAAACCUCAGUUUGAAAACUUACUGUCACAUCCUUUCCUUUAAUUCAGAGCUUUUUCGUUUGCUGAUUUAAAACCUGAACUGACACCAUGACGUUUGUGGUAUCACAACAAACAAAAACAAAGACUUUCAAUCUCAAACUGCAUCAAACGUUUGGUGCAAAAUCAGUGGAAAAAUGACCUGAAUGCAGACACACCAAUAUUCCAAUUUUUUCAUAUAAUUUUUCAACAUUUUAUCAUCAUUAUUAUUAUUAUUAUUAUUGCUAUAAUAUUAUUAUUAUUAUUGCUAUAAUAAUAAUAAUUAUUAAAUAGUCCUGUGCAAGGUUCUGCCUGUAUGUGCCAACCAGCCUCUCCAUUGAAACCAAAAAACGACUCCACAGUGACGCUGAGCUGCAGACUCAAAACAGAGAAUUAGAAUUUCCAUGAGACGCAAAUGUAGUGUGUGCGUGUGUCUGUGUGUGUGUGUGUGUGUGUGUGUGUGUGUCUCUGUGUGUGCGUGUGUGUGUGUGUGUCUAUUCUUGUGGGGUUUCUUUUUUUUUUUUCUUGCAUCUCAGUGCAGCAUAAUGUUCCCAAACUGAUUUGGGGUUUUAACUGGUGUAAUGUGGUGACUGGAGUUGUGUGUGCGCGCAUGUGUGUGCGUGCAUGUGUGUGUGUGUGUGUGUGUGUGUGUGUGUGUUGGAGGGAAAUUGAGCGCUAAAAAAACGGCUCUGAUGUUGUUUUCAUGGCCUUGUUGUGAAGGGCGGCCUGUUCUUUGGCCCCUUCACCAUCAUUGUCACUUUAUGUACUGUGUUCACUUCAAAGACUUUUUAAUCAAAGAAAAUAAAUCUCUGCUGUAUGUGACAGCGA